AUAGUUUUUAUGAUACUAUGAUGCAAAAUGUCUCAUCUAAGCCAAAACCUUACGACUGCGAUGAAGUAAUUGAAUACUAUGAGCCCCGUUGUGCGGGCGGCUGUCAGGUCCCGGCGAGCGUCGGGGCGCGGCGCGUCACUCCCAGCUGGACAAUGGCUGGCCGCGCCUGACGCCUGCACCAUGAACGAACUCACCCGCAAGGUGGACGCCUCUUUCUCGCCAAAAUCCUCGCCGAGGGGCUCCAGAUCACCAAUGGCCAACCAAAUGUUGUCCAGGAAUGACUCCACGGGCACGCUCAAGAUGACUAUAUCGGCGGGCAAGCACCCCGCCGUGGUCCACUCUGGGCCUUUCUACCUCAUGAAGGACCCAGCCACAGAAAAUGAGUUGACAGGUGCCAACAACCUGAUGGCCCACUUCAACCUGGAGCACUCCUACAACAAAUUCACUAGCAAGAAGGUACGAGACUCCCUGUCUUCCUUCUUGCCAACACUCCCUGGCAUCAUCGACACCCCAGCUCAUCUUACCAACUCUUCACUACGUUCCCUUAUUGAAAAACCACCAGUGUUCAAAGAGUUUACUCUACUGAACCAUCACCAGCUGGCAGCCUUCCGCCUUCAUCCUGGGCCCCUGCCAGAACAGUAUCGCUUCAUGAACCAGCCACCAGGGCAGCGCAGACACCGCCGUCACCGCAAGCACAAUAAGUACCGGCCAGGUGAAACCCCCACCCAAGAUGGCUCUGCAGAUGGGACAGACAUGCACGAGAAAAAGCAUAAGAAAAAGAAAAAUGAUGACGAUAAGGAGAGGAAAAAGAAAAAGAAAGAGAAGAAAAAGAAGAAGCAAAAACACAGCCCAGAGCACCCCGGCCUCUCCAGCAGUGACCCCAGUAGAGUUAAUCUGUGAAGGAGGUAAAGGGGUGUUACUUGUUGAGCUCUUGUAGCACUGCAUGGCCCCAUGCUUCCUAGACUUAUGUUGGAAGUUGUCUGGAAAAGCAAGCAACUGACUUUUCUUGUAUCUCACCUGACUCACUCCUGGUGAUGUCUCCCCACAACAGCCAAAAAUCAGUAUGUGAAAGUUAAUUUUGUUAAGACUCAAAGUGAAUGAAAGGAAGGAAAAGGCUCAUGCUGUGAAUGUCUUAUAGGUUAUGGCUACUAUGGGGAGCAGCAGUGAAUGAGAUUUUUGAGAUACACCACUUUUUGUAACGCUUGUAUAUUUGUAUGUAUAGAUAGGCAAUACAUUUUCCAUGGUCUGAGGGAAGGAACCCUUAUCUCAGGAACAGAAUGGCUGUUCAGGAGCUGUCAAAGAUUAUUAGUGAUUCCAAAUACAAAGCUUCAUUUUACACAA
Molecule: messenger RNA, 1341 nt
Organism: Eriocheir sinensis (Chinese mitten crab)
Lineage: Eukaryota; Metazoa; Arthropoda; Malacostraca; Decapoda; Varunidae
Product: mediator of RNA polymerase II transcription subunit 19-like
Exons: 4
Coding region: 79-900 (273 amino acids)
Biological process (GO): positive regulation of transcription by RNA polymerase II
Cellular component (GO): mediator complex
Molecular function (GO): transcription factor binding; transcription coregulator activity
Source: RefSeq, a predicted model, not a curated record